Molecule: messenger RNA, 595 nt
Organism: Anopheles cruzii
Lineage: Eukaryota; Metazoa; Arthropoda; Insecta; Diptera; Culicidae
Product: protein Abitram
Exons: 1
Coding region: 1-564 (187 amino acids)
Biological process (GO): regulation of actin filament polymerization; dendrite morphogenesis; regulation of filopodium assembly
Cellular component (GO): dendrite; filopodium tip; nucleus
Molecular function (GO): actin monomer binding; actin filament binding
Source: RefSeq, a predicted model, not a curated record
AUGAUGGCAGAGUGUGUUGAAGACUACUGGUAUGAAGAGAAUGAGCAGAUGAUCUGCGGUGUUAAAGUUCCCUCGAUUUUGGGAGAUUUCGUCGAAAAUUAUCCAAGUAUAGUUGAUCGUUUCUAUACCAAGUUUUAUCAUGUACCCAGUAAUAAGCCCGAUGAGCCGCAGCAAAUAUUGUUCCAUUCGAAUAGGAUUUGCUUGGUAGGCCUAGCCAAAGAACAUGCAGCCUUCCGGAAAGGAAUUCGCAGCGUUAGUUUUGAAGUAGGAAAGCUAGACAGAAGUGAGAACAAAGUUUCUGGCCGUAAGAAGAACGGCGGCAUGGUGUUACAAGCGGAUUCCACUCUUGCGCUAAUUACAUGUGAAGAUAACGUCGUUUACAAAGUACGUUCCUGUGUGCAAGGGAAGUUGAUUGAAGUGAAUAAUCGAAUUACUACUGAGCCAGAAAUAAUGAAAAUCGAUGAAGGAUACAUUGCAAUAGUGAUGCCGAAGCUGGAACAAUGUCAGGCGAUGAAAGAAAAAUUUCUGUCUCCCGAGGCAUACCAAGCCAUGCAACUGUGUUGAAAACUGUGCAGGCUAAAUAAAUCGCGUCCGU